CCCCACUCGAUGACUACCGAAGCCCAAAGGCCUCCGCGGCGUCUCGGCUAGUCGCCUUUCCAUUUUUACCCCCUUCUCUCUCCUCUCCGGCCGUUGCCGUUGCUCCGCGCCGCUCUCCUGUCAGUAGCCGCUGCCGCCGACGCUGCAAGUGUGAGUCUGUCGCCGCGGCCAUGUUCGCCUGGAUCCUCCGCGGCUGCCGCGACGAGUGCUCCGCCUCCGACCAGCUCAAGCAGCAUGUGCUGGCUCUGCAGGCUCACGAUGUCUUCAAGGCGAAAGAGGUGGUCCUGCAAAAGAAGAUCUCUCAAGAGGUGGAACGGGCCAAGGAGUUCACAAAGUCGGGAAACAAGCAGGCAGCAAUGCAGUGCCUGAAGAGGAAGAGGUACUACGAGAGUCAAAUGAACCAAGUUGGAAGCGUUCAGCUGCGCAUUAACACCAAGGAGAGAAUGAUCGCUGAUCACACGGGCAACAAAUAACACAAAAGUAAAUGAUGACAGUUUGUAUAUCUGAGCAGCUACGUUAACCUCUAAAACAGCAAGCCGGCAAGCCGACUCUAUCAUGUAUUUUUAACAUAGAGAUAGCCUUGUCCUUUUCUUAUCGUUCAGUAAACUACAUUGUAAACACUGUCCUGCCAUUUUGCUCCUGAUUUUCCUGAACUUUCUGUUCUGCGUAAUGACAUUUGUGUGAAUGUUUUCGACC
Zea mays is the source of this 696-nucleotide messenger RNA. RefSeq lists its product as uncharacterized. The coding region runs from base 171 to 473 and encodes 100 amino acids. The transcript has 3 exons. Gene Ontology annotation, cellular component: ESCRT III complex; multivesicular body; cytoplasmic side of plasma membrane. The record is from RefSeq and is a predicted model, not a curated record. Gene Ontology annotation, biological process: vesicle budding from membrane; late endosome to vacuole transport via multivesicular body sorting pathway. NCBI's taxonomy places the organism in Eukaryota, Viridiplantae, Streptophyta, Magnoliopsida, Poales, Poaceae.